AUGGCAACACCAACUUCCUCACGCGCACCAUCUGAAGUGCCUUCCGACAACGGUCAAACCCUCAACGCGCGUCGUACCUCUUUGGGUUUUCUCCGUCGUUCCAAAUCUACCGAGCCACUUGGUGAACAACGUAAAUCCUCUGCUAGUCGGAAGAAGAUGACCAAGUCGCAACAAAUGGAGGAGGAACUACGCCGUCAGCGCGAGUCUUACGCGCCUAAAAUCGCCCCACGCCUCCCGGACCUUUCCCCUACCCCGCAGCUGGAAACCUUUGGUGGUGAAGAGCGUGAUACCCUGAAGAUUGAUCCUGUCAUGUCUCGUCCUCAGUCUGGUCUUGCGGCGUCGCUCGCUUCCCCUACCGAUUCUAUUGAUCCGUAUGCGCGGGCCGAAAGUAUGACCCAUCGGGGUCGCUACAGUUAUGCCAGUAGCGCUGUCAGCACUGUCAACAGUCCCCGUCGAGUUCGUCGUCGCAAGGAUCCUACCCCAUACAAUGUUUUGGUGGUUGGCGCUCGCAAUUCGGGCAAGACCUCUUUCCUUAACUUUCUCCGCCAGUCUUUGACCAUGCCCCCGCAUAAGCACCCCACACGUAGCCCCGAAGAGCUGGAGGAGCUGGAGCGCCAGACCUCCGCCUAUGAGGGUUUCACAUCGCAGUAUCUCGAAACCGAAAUUGAUGGCGAGCGCGUGGGCUUGACCCUGUGGGAUUCCACCGGCCUGGAGCGUAACAUUGUGGACCUGCAGAUGCGUGCCGUCACCGGAUUCCUGGAGAGCAAGUUCGAGGAGACCCUGGCGGAGGAGAUGAAGGUUGUGCGAUCCCCUGGAGCUCGCGACACCCACAUCCACUGCACUUUCCUCUUGCUCGACCCCGUGCACCUGGACGAGAACAUCGCAGCUGCCGAGCGCUUUGCCAAUGGAACACCCAAGGCUACUGACACUCCCGUCCUGGGCGUUUUGGAUCAGAACCUGGACUUGGGGGUGCUGCGCACCAUUCUCGGCAAGACCACCAUUGUGCCUGUGAUCAGCAAGGCCGAUACCAUCACCUCUGCCCACAUGACAUACCUGCGCAAGGCUGUUUGGAGCAGUCUCAAGAAAGCCAAUAUUGAUCCUCUGGAGAUCCUGACUCUGGAAGACCAGGAAGAGUAUAGCUCUUCCGAGAGUGCAUAUGAUGAGUCAAUUGCGGAGAGCGAGCCCGAAGUCGCCAAGCCCGACGAGGAGACCGAGAGCCCCAUUGAGGGCAAUGCGCCUUCUACCGAGGAGGGACAGCCCACGCCUCCCUCCCCCUCGCAGCGUAGUCAGAGCACUCGCAAAUCCACCGGAUCGAUCACCACUGUCAAUCCCCACGUGCCAUUCUCGAUUUUAUCUCCGGACCCACACUCCCUUGCAUCUGGCGAAGAACCCUUUGGACGCCGAUUUGCCUGGGGUUUCGCUGACCCAUACAACCCUGAGCACUGCGACUUUGUGAAGCUGAAGGAGUCCGUGUUUACCGAAUGGAGAUCUGAGCUACGAGAUGCUAGUCGUGUGAUCUGGUACGAACGCUGGAGAACCAACCGUCUCAACCGUAAUGGCCAACCUGCGCCCAUGCCAUCUAAGCCUACCUAUGGUGGCCGCAUGGGACCUAUCCGUGAUGGUCGUCGCACGCGCUAG
Penicillium malachiteum is the source of this 1638-nucleotide messenger RNA. RefSeq names its product septin (gene aspE). Gene Ontology annotation, biological process: cytoskeleton-dependent cytokinesis. Bases 1 to 1638 code for a protein of 545 amino acids. The transcript has 2 exons. The record is from RefSeq and is a predicted model, not a curated record. Gene Ontology annotation, cellular component: septin ring; cytosol; microtubule cytoskeleton. NCBI's taxonomy places the organism in Eukaryota, Fungi, Ascomycota, Eurotiomycetes, Eurotiales, Aspergillaceae. Gene Ontology annotation, molecular function: molecular adaptor activity; GTPase activity; GTP binding.